Molecule: messenger RNA, 3448 nt
Organism: Pocillopora damicornis (cauliflower coral)
Lineage: Eukaryota; Metazoa; Cnidaria; Anthozoa; Scleractinia; Pocilloporidae
Product: multicopper oxidase 3
Biological process (GO): iron ion transport
Cellular component (GO): plasma membrane
Molecular function (GO): copper ion binding; oxidoreductase activity
Source: RefSeq, a predicted model, not a curated record
UGCGGAAAUUUUCAGAGCAACCAAUAAACCUUCAUGAAGAUCAUGUGAGGUCAUAUGGGCAAGGGCUCAUUGAAGUUGUGAAGGUUGAAGCGAUGACUGGUUCCGAUGAUCCGUUACGUAGAGGAGAAGGUCAAAGUUCUUACUAUGGUAAAAAUCCACAGCUGUUGAUCGUUCUGAAGAAUGGCAGGGAGUAUCGCGCAGAGCUGCACUACAGGAAGACAGCAGGUCAAAAAUAUACAAUACAAUUGGGAGCCAAAACUGCUUUCGAACCGCGACUUGCCUGCACCCACGGAGACAUAGACAAAGUUUAUCUCGAGGCUCAAGGAGGGGAUGGAUGGUACGUUGCAUCGAUCAACACCUACACCGCAGGAUCAAACAAAGUCUUCACUGAGCUGACCAUUGAUCCAGGCUUUAGUAUGUGGGUGGACAUCGAUGAAGAACACCUUUACUCUUACAAUGCCAGAAAGCUCCUCCUUACCAAUGCUGUCGCAGGAUCCUGUAUCACAUACAUACGUGUAAAUGCAGUGACGGGACACAUGUAUGGAGCUGAAUCUUCAACGUCGUACACUAAGUAUAAAAGUCACAUGAUAGUUCUCACUUUAUCAAACAACCAAAAAUAUCAGGCCGAACUUGAAGGACCCAUGUAUCGAGGGCAAUCCUAUGUGCGAGAGCUAAACUUUGCAGCCCGGUUUGGAACCACAAACUGCGUGUCGUUAUCUGACAUUAAGCAAAUCCACUUAAAGGCUAGUAGUAACAAAUACGAAGAUUGGUACAUAUCAUCCAUUCGCAUCUCUGCUAAGACUGGUGUGGAACAGUACAUGGAUCUGACAAGUGAUCCACACCUUAACAAGUGGCUUAGAGGGUACGAUUCAAAAGAAAUCAAACUAACAUGGGUACAUCAAGAGACCCUCAAUUGUGAAUACGGAAAUCCAACGUGCGAAUGCAUGGCACACGCAAAGGUUUGUAAAUUUAAUCUUGAAAUUGACGAAAUUCGAACCUUCACCAGCUAUCAAAAGUUGUCAGUGGAUGAGCCCACAGGGGUUGCGAUGCGAGGAUCUCAGGGAGUGAUUUAUUAUCUCGAUAACGAUGGGUCUCCCACACCACUCCAGGAUGACAGAACAUGUUCAACACAAGACAGCGCCAAGUGCACUUAUCCCCAAUUUGUUGAUGGUAAAACAUAUCGUUUGGCAAUAGCCGUCAAUGGACUAAUUCCUGGACCUACCUUGAUUGUUCACGAAGGGCAAACUGUUGAGGUGCAUGUUCACAAUAAUCUCACCACUGAAGGUAUUUCAAUUCACUGGCAUGGUAUGCAUCAGAGAGGGACACCUUGGAUGGAUGGUGUGGGGCAAGUAACUCAAUGUCAGAUAGGACCAUCAUCGACCUUCACAUACGUUUACAAAGCUGAACCUGCCGGCACGUUUUGGUACCACUCUCACAGUGGCGCUCAAAGAACAGAUGGCUUCUUUGGUGGACUUGUUGUAAAAGAAAGUCCUGAGAAAAUGACCCAGAUUCGAGAUAAACUCCAUAGGCACCGUGCAUUUGAAGACCUUCCAGACCAGCACACCUUAACGCUUCUAGACUGGCAACAUGAGGCAUCCUUAGACCUGUUCACACAGAUUCACGCCAGUUUGGGCUUUUACCCAGGCAAGCCGCUGGGAGAGGUGCCAACUAAAGAUGAUUUAAAGCGGCGGUAUGACUCCACGCGUAGUUAUGAAGAAGGAGAGGUUGGGCCAGUCCCGUAUUUUUCCGGAAUUAUAAAUGGAAAAGGCAGGCAUGAUGAUGUUCCAUACAUCAAAACCAGACUAAGUAUAUUUUCUGUUCAGGCUGGUAAGACGUAUCGCUUUCGGCUCAUUGGAGCCCAAAAUCUGUACGCCUACAAAUUCUCCAUUGAUGGUCAUAAGCUGACUGUGGUGGGCACUGAUGGAUACUGGAUCCAGCCUGUAGAAAACGUUGAUUACAUCAUCAUUCACACCGGAGAGAGGUUUGACUUCCUACUUGAAGCAAAACAUACAAGAAAAGACUACUGGAUACGUGCAGAGACUCUGGAGAUUGAUCACAAUGGCCAAGGGCCACCAUACAAGUCAUUAGAACAUGUGGCAGAAGCUAUUUUGCACUACGAACAGGAUGGAGACUCGGCCGACCCCAAUGUUAAUGUGCCGUCGACAGAAUACGAAGAUAUAAAAAGAAGGUCUCCACCCCUACAGUGCUCCUCCUACAAACCAUGCAAAGCACUAAACUGCCCAUUCAAGAACUUCCAUCCAUCUUAUCAUGUUACCUGUAUUAAUGUUCAAGACCUACGUUUACUUGAGCCAACUCCACCAGCGGAGCUUCCGAACGCAAACCCUAAAACCCCAGGGCAAUGCCAAAAUUGUCGACAUUUCAUCAACUUCAACUUUGAGGGUGACUCUCAAACUAGUGCAGUGAAUGGGCGCAAUUUCAUUCUUCCCUCCUUUCCUCCUCAAACCCAACCUGAAGAGUUUCUCAAAAAGGACAAUAUUUGUGACCUGAAAGCCGACUGCAACCCAUCAACACCCGCGUGCUCAUGUGUGCAAGUGAUAACUAUUCCCCAUAAGGAAACUAUUCAAUUGGUAUUUUCAGCAAUUGGUGCUUACCACAACGCUCAUCCAAUUCACCUUCAUGGCCAUACCUUCCAUGUCGUUCAUGUCGGAUACCCAGAUUAUGACCCAAAAACUGGUUUUAUAACAAAGCACAACAGUGAUAUAUACUGCGAUGACGUUCACUGCACACAACAGAACUGCGAUAAGAGGAGAUGUACCAGACCAAGAUGGAACCGAGAAAAGCGCUUUUCUAUAGAUUCCCAUACGAUCAGAAAGGACACAGUUAUGCUCCCUGCUGGAGGGUACGUUGUUAUCAACUUUCUAUCCGAUAAUCCUGGCAACUGGUUUCUUCACUGCCACAUAGAGGUACACCAGCUCGAGGGAAUGGCAAUGAUUGUCAAUGAAGCUCCACACGAGCAAAGUCAAUUGCAACCACCGAAAGAGAUGAACAAGUGUGGAGACGUUGAGAUAAGUGUCCAAACGUAUCAAAACUAUCAAUCCAAGUUCCACAGAAUGUACGCUUAGCUGCCAAAAGAAAGCUUUUAGCACUCUGAGCAGCCGAAAGUCUAACUACAACCACUAAGCUCUUAGUCAAAACUAUAACAAAAUUCUCGAACGUGAUUGGUUAUCACCAGCCCGAUUUGAGCACUAAUAGGACAGUGCACGCGUCAUGCUUGUAAUUGGACAGUAUAAUAGGAUAUUUUAAGGGAUAGUAAACACGUCGUGCCUAUGUUAGUGGACAAAACGCGUCAUGUGCGUGCGUUGUCACGCAUUUCACCAAGUUAACAGUUUUUUUUAACUAAAAACGUAUAACCGAUGUCUAUUUUCUUUCUCAAAUUUUGUCAUGGUUUUGACUAUUUUGUAACAGGACUUCGUGUCUUCCAAUUCUG